ACCAAGAAAUCCGUCGCACAGUUGGAUUCUCUAUAACCAUGAUUGAUUUUAACCUCCCACUCGAGGCUCAAAAGGUGUUCCAAUGUUUCGGUGAGCAGCCCCUGCCUGUUCUCAUCAUCAGAAAAGUUGUUCAUAAUAGCAAUUGUCGUGCUCGAGUCAAGGGUAAGCUCCGCUUUCUCGUGGCCUUCGCUCCAUGCCAGACGAAGCCCUUUAAUCGCUCUCUUGAGUUCUGCACAGGUAAUGGAGCAGUGUCCCGAAUUGCAGACAAAAGCCAUGCUGAACCUAACUUGGUAGUCACGGAUCAAACCACCGCCAACAGCUUUCCCUGAGGAUGGGUGGACUGAACCGUCAGUAUGAACUUGAGCCCCCCCUUCAAGCGGGGUCUUCCAAGCGAUCCGUCUAUCACAGAGCUGUCAACACAGAAUUCUGAUAUCAACUCCAAGUUCGUCAUCUGUCAGGCAAUCAUGAAUGACAAACCAAAGGAAGAGCUUUAUGCGGCUAGGGCCCUUCAAUCUCCAAAGCAUCUUCUAGUCUUAAUCUGCAACAUCCUCAUCAGCAUCCGCUGCUAAGUCCUAGCCGAACCUCACUCUGAAACUUCCAUCUCUUUCUGCACGCCAAAUGGUUUUGUCCUCUCCCAGAUGUGGCUUAAGCGCUUCCAUUCAUGCAAUAAAUUAAGAAUAACAUU
Messenger RNA from Linum trigynum, 685 nucleotides. NCBI's taxonomy places the organism in Eukaryota, Viridiplantae, Streptophyta, Magnoliopsida, Malpighiales, Linaceae. The record is from the annotation of a GenBank genome assembly.